CACUGCUUGUUGCCAUUGAACAGCGCGAAGUUGGAAUGCGUCAUUCAAAUCCCCCGGUUUUGAGGAAAGUCACACUGCUGGUUUGGGGAGGCUAAGCCUCCAUUAAAAUCUCGGUGCUGGUGCCAUUGGGAGUUCUUUCUACUUGGCUGCCUAUCGUGCUGUGGCGUCUGGACUCCUGAGUGAGUGUCUCCUCGUGAUUUGUUGUUCAUUACAUUUAUAUUUCUUGCUGAGAGGCCUGGCAGAUGUCCCAAGAGAGAGAACCAUUUCCUCUAAGGCCUGAAGGGCCUGAGCAAGUAGCUGCAACAGAAGAGAGUCUUUUAGCCCCCCUCCCACAUGAAAAAUGUGAAAAAGAAAAUAUGGAUUUAGAAGACACGGAUCUUUGUAGGAACAAAUGCAUUCAAACUGAUCUAGAAGACCGCUCUAUACUGGAUGAUAACAGCAAUAGUCAACCCAUCAAAGCCCAACCUCAGCGCUUGCCUCAGCCAAAUACUUCAGCACUGGAACAGAGCGAGGAAGAAACUGGCAAGAUACAAAAUGGUCAUGUAGGUCUGAGUAAUAUAAAUGGAAUCCACAAUGGGGUCAAGCAUGUUCCUGCAGAUCACAGAAAGUUAUCUGCUCCCGUUUCACAAAAAAUGCACAGGAAGAUCCAGUCCAGCUUGUCUGUGAGCAGCGAUGGGAGCAAAAAAAGCAAAGUGAGUUCAGCAUAUUCUCAGAAACCAAGCUCUUCACCAGAAGAUUGCUGCGUUCACUGUAUCUUAGCCUGCUUAUUCUGUGAGUUUGUCACACUGUGUAACAUUGUACUGGGACAAGCAUCUUGUGGCAUCUGUAGCUCCGAAGCCUGCUGCUGUUGCUGCACUGAGGAGAUGGGAGAUGACUGUAACUGCCCUUGUGACAUGGAUUGUGGAAUUAUGGACGCCUGCUGUGAAUCUUCAGACUGUUUGGAAAUCUGCAUGGAAUGCUGUGGGAUAUGUUUUCCAUCCUGAAAAACUAUGGUUUAACUGGAAUCCAUUUUUAUGUAAAAAAAAAAACUGAUAUCAGAUAUGUUGACAACAUCCUACUUGCACUGCUACCUGUAUGACUUCUUGUUUUGUACUGGGGAACCAUACAACAGAGAAUUCUUGUGCUAUAUCUGAAAAAUUUUAUAGCGAUAUACAUAGCCGCAUAUCAGAUAUCUGUAGCAACAUUAUAAAAGUACGGUAUGUAUGUUAAUAGUUACAGUACAUUUCAGUGUGGUAGUAUUAUCACAGUUGCAAUAUUUUAUACAGUAUUAUCAAAACAAAUGCACACAACUGUGUGCUGGUGCUUGUUAAGAUAUUUCUCUGUAUUAUGACUUAUAAUAAAAGCAUGUCCCUCUUUCGAAAAAGAAUUGUAAACCUGCAAUGCAAUGCAAAGAGAAUAUAUAUUCACUAGCAGCCUGUUACUAGCCAAAUGUCCAGAAUGCAACCAAUGAAUUUUCUAUGGUCUACAUGCCUAACUCAUGCUGGUAGAGUGAGCAGCUGUUCUAAAUUUACAUCAGGCUCCUAGAAUCAAGUCAAGUUAUACAAAUUGCUUGGAAAUACUCUUCCAAAUUGUUUUCUCUUCAAACAAAUGGUUCAGAAUCUAAAUGUAUAGUCCCUGCUCUAAAAAGAUAUUUCAUAUCUCGUGACAUUGUCUGCAAUGUCCCAUCUAUAAUCCUUUCUUUCACUUUAUUUAGUUUAACAGUCAUCAAUAUGCUAUUGUUUGGAUUACACUCAAAACUUAAAUUGUAUGUGAACAAGAAUGUUCUGGGAUAUCCUUAAAUAUAUUCAAAUCUCAAAAUAUCCUUUGCUUGUGACUUAUGCCUCCGCUAGGCACAGUUUUAGAUUCUUGAUCAGCACACAAUAUUGCUGUAUUUAAAAUUUUGCAUAUUAUGUCUCCUCUUUGCAUGCUUUUUUGAGAUAGUUGGGCUGACAAUCCAAUUUAUGAAGUUUCUCCCAGGUUUUUGUCCAUAUAGCUAGGUCAGUGCUAGCCAUGUUCCAUAUUUUGUCACACACUCCAUUCAUCAAUUCAUUGAUGUUAUAGAUUAUAACAUUCAGUCUUCACAUGGGCACAAUCUUUUUGUUAAAAUUGGCACAAUCUGAUCUGGAGCAAGGAUGAGUGAAAACUUUUGCUAAGGAUCAUAUCAAGUCUAGCGUGUAGUCUUUGGCCUAGGGGUCUACAAGGGUCCCCAUGUAAUCCAACUAUUUACUACAUGUCCAAGCAGUCAUAGUAUAGUUUGGCUGGCCAAGAUUUUCUUCUUCAGUGUCCUUCAUAAAUGAGUGGAGUUGGGGUAAUGGAUGAUUAUGGAAUAAAAAAAGCACUCUCUCUCUCUAAGGCAAGGUAAAAUUUUAAGCAAAAAUAGCAAUGAUUUCAUAAUUUCAAUACAUUUAAAUAAAUCACAGACAUCUGGAAUACCUGGAUGUGAGUUUCAGAUAAGCUAUUUCUUUUACUUACAGCACUAUUCUUAAAAUGAAAACAUUAAAAACCCACUAUGAAUGUUUUUUGCUAUGAACAUGGAUUCAUGCUAGGUUAGUAAAGCAAAGUUUUAGAUCUGAUCUAGUAUCAGCAGUCUGCAAUUUCUGUAAGGGUAUAUUGAAAAUAUUAAGCUAAUUCUUUCCACAAUGCUCUGUUUUUUACCCAGAAUUCCACUGUUACUUUGCCCACCGCUGGGCAUACAUGAUUACAGAAAUAGUAUAGUCAUUAACCAAGUCAAACAACCAUUGGUGUUCCUUUGCAUGACCUGUAUUUGCAUAUGAUUUAAUGCCCGAUCAACAACAGAUGAAAACUACAGGAAACUUUUGCAUCCACAGUACUUUGCAAAGUUACAGAUUAACUCUAACUCUUACCUCUACAUGCUGCAGUGACAAGACACAAGAGUUUUAUAGCUUUCUUGCAGAUCAAGAAUUCACACCAUUUAGGCCCAUUAGCAAUAUAACAGGAGACGCAAAUAAAGCAGAUUAAGCAGAUAAAGUUUUGCCACCUCUAAGGAUUCAUACAGCUUCCAUCAAGUACAAGGUAAUGUUUUAUUAUGACAAAGAAAACCUAAAUACUUCAAAUUAGAAUUAUUUGCUUAAAAUUGAGUCUAUGGAUGAUGACCUUCCUGUAAUUCUGAGCUUUCUGGGUAACAGGUUUCUGGAUAAGGGAUCUCGUGUAUAUAUAUAUAUAUCAACUCUUCAUUAUGUUGUGGUGUAGAAGAUACUGUUCUCACAUACUUUUUAUGCAUUGUAUAAAGAGGAUCUAAAUUCAGGAACAAGGCGUACUUAUUGAGCCAUUUGGAAAUGAGCAUGUUGAGCCAUGUUACAGUACAUUGGCUGUGGCUUUGCCUAGACAGGCGCGCUGCCAACCUUCUAGCAUGGUAAUUGGAAUAUCUUUCUUACUUAAACACAGUGACAAAUCGUAACCUUUAUUGUUAAGUGCCUUAAAGGAAAACUACACCACCAGAAUAAAUGCUUACAAUGGAUAGUAUAUAUCAUAUUCAGUGGCCUAUUAAAUAAUCUUACCAAACUGGAAUAUAAAUAUCAGUUACUAUUACACAGAAAAUGGACUGUGUAACUAUGUAACUACUUGUUAUCUGCAGCAUAUAACAUUUCUUUUACAGGAAAUCAAAUUAUACUUGUCCAAACAUUGUUUAUGUAAAGCUAUGGUAAAGUUACUGUAUAUUCAUUAGAUACAGAAAUAAUAAUACCAACUGCUCUAUUUCUAGCAACUGAAUUUUAAUAUGCUACUGUUCUGCUCUAGAAUGUUUAGCAAUUGUAUCAUUUGUCUCUGUAGCAGAGAAUACAAAUGUAUAGAAAAUGCAAUUUUUACAUUAUAUUUGCCUUCUUACUUUUCAUGUUAGCUUUCCUCUAAAAGAAUCUUUUGCACUCACAGAUGUGCGUAAACUAAAAUUUUAAAAUGUGAACAUGUAUGUUAUAAAAGGGUUUCAGAUUUAAUGAACUCAAAUCAGUGCUUACUGUUAAUUUUUCUUAUUUCAUUAUUUAACUGUAGAAUACAAUAACUUUUUACUAGGAUCCUAAAUUUGAUGUUUUCUAAUCUUACGUAACUGGAUAUACUGUAUGACACUAUUUUAAAAUAAAGAAAUUUAUUUUAA
Molecule: messenger RNA, 4087 nt
Organism: Xenopus laevis (African clawed frog)
Lineage: Eukaryota; Metazoa; Chordata; Amphibia; Anura; Pipidae
Gene: mdfic.L
Product: myoD family inhibitor domain-containing protein-like
Exons: 5
Coding region: 243-983 (246 amino acids)
Biological process (GO): positive regulation of viral transcription; negative regulation of DNA-templated transcription; regulation of gene expression
Cellular component (GO): nucleus; cytoplasm
Source: RefSeq, a predicted model, not a curated record